Molecule: messenger RNA, 972 nt
Organism: Alligator mississippiensis (American alligator)
Lineage: Eukaryota; Metazoa; Chordata; Crocodylia; Alligatoridae
Gene: PTRHD1
Product: peptidyl-tRNA hydrolase domain containing 1
Exons: 2
Coding region: 450-746 (98 amino acids)
Molecular function (GO): peptidyl-tRNA hydrolase activity
Source: RefSeq, a predicted model, not a curated record
CGGUCCCUUCCUUCAAGCCUUUUCUUUUUGCGCACGCUGUUGUAGGACCGCCAUUAGGCUUGCGUUGUGUGUGGCCUGUUCAGAACAAAGCCUCCUAGCGCUGUUCGAGAAAAAAUGCCACCCCAACACUCCCAGGAGGCUGCGUGCGAAACCAGCCCGGGGAGCAGCUUUCCGGAGACCAGCGUACGGUGCCGUCAGCUGCUUUGCAGAUGCCUAGUACAGCGGGAUCCUGCUGCAAUGAACUGCCCAUGGAUGGGGAGGGGCAGGGUGGAAGGAAACCUGGAGAGAUGUGUGCCGGGGGAAGCAGUUGGGGGCACAACUGGGGAUGAUGAAGUUUGAAGCUGGUGUCUUGGAAUCAUAGAAAAGAUGGACUGGAAGGAAGCUCCAGAGGUCACGUCUUGUCUAACCCGCUGCUUGAGACAUGGUCAGCCCUGUGCAAACCAGUCCAGAUGCAUCCAUCAUCUGAAAUUUUCAUAAAACUACCAUCAACCCUGACACAGCAGCAGACAUCACGCUCCACCCUGUCACAGGGAAAGCAGGGGAGCCGCAGCAGCCACCAUCCUGCUGCUGCGCAGGCCCCGGAUGAAGGUGCCCUGAUGACCCUCGCAGAGACCCUGAAGGAACACAGCGUCGACCACGAAAUGUGGAUUGAGCAGCCGGAAAACAUCGCUACCUGCAUCGCGCUCCGGCCCUACCCCAAGGACCAAGUGCACCAGUACCUGAAGAAGUUCAAGCUGCUCAAGUGACCCGUGCCCUGGCUUUGCCCCGCGUCAUGCAGACCUGACCGGAGCACACGACGUUCCUCCAGGGACCAAGAUGGGCUCAGCAGAGUCACGUGUGUCUUAGCGGUGCCGUUUCAAGGCACUUCUGCUCCAGACCACGUGAAGCUCCUACUGUGUCUCGCUCCUCACUGUAAAUGGCUGUAGCUGGUGCUUGUCAGGGCAGCUGAUUAAAUAUCCACGUCUUCACUCA